GUUGCCACCCAUAGAGUUGUAGAGUGCGUGGAAAAAUUUGGCAUCUAAAAAUUCAGUCCGAUUACAUUUCUAACAAAAUGCCACGUACUUCUUUAUUUGAUGUAGAUGAUGACCAACAGUUUCUUAAAAUGGCCAGCGGUGAUGCGGUACACUAUCCUAAGAAAAAGAGCACAGAACCCAUCUACAAUCAAGAUGGCUUUUCGGAAUAUGAUAUCCAAAGACCGUGCUCCAGCGCUUUUCGAACCGAAAAUGAACCGCACCCAAACCCCAUACCCUCCAAGUUCCGCAUCGACAAUGUUGUUCCGGACUUUGGACUCGAGGAGAAUUCUAACGUGCUUCCCAAAAACUGGCAAAUGCCACCUCCAAGCUCAUCAAGCAUUGUCAAGAGUCGACGAUGCCCCAACGAAGGAAAAAUAUCUCCAAAUGUGCGUCAAACUGUUCCAAAACCUACCGUCGAUACAGAACCCUCACCGCUGACACCCAUCAAGGGGCCUUUGGUGGAUGAGUAUGAUACAGAAAUGUUGUCGUCAGAGGAUAUUUGGAAGCUCUGUAUGGAUGCGAAGAAGGGGCUUAUAAAGCCCUCGGAUGCUAUAUGGCCUUUGUUUUGCAUGGAGUAUUUGGAGCCUUCCAAAACUCCACCUCCGAGUUUAACGGAAUCUCAAAACUCCAAUGAAUUUCCUCCGAAAACAGUUCGAGUUGACAAAAACCGAUAUAAAAAGAAUUCUUUUGAAACUGGUUUUGAGAGGAAAGUCGGAAAAGAUGAGUGGCGGGUCUUGGAUCAGUGGAUAGAAUCGGAGGGGCUCAACGGAUCCUAUAAUGAUGUAGAAGAAUCGGAUUCAAAGGGAAAGGUCGAUAGUGACGCCAAGAAGCCUCGGAUUCUGGACAAUGAAGAUGUCGCCUUUGCUAGCUUCACCAUUGGAAUCGAAGAGGAGCGGGCCAUCAACGGAUCCCAUAAUGAUAUAGAAGAUUCGGAUUCAAAGGGAAAGGUCGAUAGUGACGCCAAGAAGCCUCGGAUUCUGGACAAUGAAGAUGUCGCCUUUGCUAGCUGCACCAUUGGAAUCGAAGAGCAGCGGGCACUCAAGGAAUGGAUAAAAUCGGAGGGCCUCAACGAACCCCACAGUGAUAUAGAAGAGUUUGAUAUGUUAUUAAGCCUAGCCAGAGAUCAUGAGAAGAAUCAUGAUCUUCUGAUGGAGUUACUAAAGCCCAAGGAUCUUAUCUCCCAGGAAAAGGAUGUUUGGAAAAAGUUUUCUCCAAAGGUGUUCGAAAUGCCGCAGAAACCUGAUUCCGUAGAGCCUGAGUUGUGGAAACCCCCACCCAACGAAAAGGUUUCCGUUGAAAAUAUUCCAGAAAAGGAACCAGAGAAAGCAACUGAAUUCAUUGUGGAAAAACCAGAAAAGCCAGUUAUCCUCGAGGUCAAAGACAUUAAAACAUUGCCCCCGAGGCCCGAGGCUGAGGAAGCUACCCAGAGUUGGCUACAGCAAUGCAGUGAAAUCAUUUCCCAACAAGUGCAACUCCUCAUCUAUGAGGACGGUUCCAACAAUCCAACUGCUGCAGAACCAGAGGCCAUUGACUUCGAAACCGAGAUCAGCGAGGAGCAAAUGAAGCCCCGAGUCCUGGGAGAAAGCAACAGAAAUGUAUCAGCGGAGACUGGAUGGCAGAAUAGCUUCACAGUUUUCCUCGAGGACUUCGAGUACAUCAUUGACCAAACCAUGACGGAGUUCAGGGACCCCCAAGCUAAGAGACUGCGCUCAAAGUGGAACCAGCAGUUCGGAUCAAAAUCGGUGGAGAAUUUGAGGAGAUGUCUUCUGCUUCCGCCUCUGCCAGAUCACUUGGACCAGUGCCUCCAGAGGAUUAGAAUCCUAAGGCGUCCCAAAAGGCGCAAGGUCGAGGAAUUUCGCAUGCACGUCGAUAUGAAUUUUUGCAAAAUGUAUUGCACACUGAGUAUGAAUACGAACUUGGAUCUGCAAAAUACGGUUAGGUUCCUAAGAAACGCCGUUUACAAAAACGACAUCGAUGUGAUCCAAAUCCGGUAUGAGGCCACACAGAUAGCUUGGAUUUGGUCCGAUGGCAGUGUCUUGAUAAUCAAUGGAAGAGGCCAUGCGAUGCUUGCCGAAACACAAAGGGAUCUGAUAUUUAGGACCCUUGGGAGGGCGAACUUCAAAGCCGACCCCUCAAACAAGCUUCUACAUCUGCGUCUCAUUUCCUGCGCCCACUUUCCAUUUGGGAUCUCUUUGCCGGUGUUCACUGCGUUAAGCGUUUUUUCUCCAGAGCCCCAUAUGCAGUAUGUCUACUACGUGGACAAGGCAGUUCCCGGGGUGGCGGCCCGUGUUCAUGAGACGGGAAUGGUCCAGGUGUUUGCCAUGACCACGGUUGAGGCGGAUAAUAUGCUGAAGAAACUGUACCUUCUUACGGCCAAUCACCGAAAGGCCACCAAAGACGUCAUCAAAAAGAAACCAAUGGACUACGACUGACAAAAAAAAAAUUUAACUUACGAGUUACAAACAGAAUGAUGUAAGGAUGUGAUCGAAAAUAAAAUAGUAAUUAUAAUAAAGCUGAGAACGCUUUGGUAAACAA
Molecule: messenger RNA, 2574 nt
Organism: Drosophila yakuba
Lineage: Eukaryota; Metazoa; Arthropoda; Insecta; Diptera; Drosophilidae
Exons: 2
Coding region: 78-2471 (797 amino acids)
Source: RefSeq, a predicted model, not a curated record